UUUUCGGUCUGUGGCAAAUUCAUUACUCUUUCUUAUGAUCAUCAAGUACAAAUUCAUAAUAUGUGGCAAUCAGACAUUGGUUUGCUCAUCUUAAUCCGAUUGUUAAACAUCAAAAGACAAUACCCACUAAUGAUUCUGUGAAACAAUGAAUGAAUGACUGAUGUAAUCAAUGUAAAUGUAACACUAUGAACAUCACCCACGUCACUGUCACUGUCACUGUCCCUGUGUCUUUUUUGACUCUAUAUUCCUCUUCCUUGUGAAGGGGUUUAGUCUAACCACGAGACCAAGACCUCAAUUUACACACAGAGACAUAAGUCGGUCCAUUCCACAAGUCUAUCUCCAAUAUGCCCCACUUUUCCUCCUCCAAGUAUGUGAUGGGUCCAAUAGACUCAAGUUUAUUGGUUUUGAAGUUUCCUAAAACCCAGCAGGAAGGUCAUUGAGAAGUUGCCUGAACGGCUAUGGAGAUGGUAUAUGUAUGCCCAUUAAACUCCACCCUACACAGCUAUGUUAACAAGUCGUUUUGAGUUACCUUGUCGUCUCCAAUCAAUGUCUGGUUCUAAUUCGUGGCCGCCACAUUCACCUGAGAAUGAGAAUGCCAAGUUUGAACUCUCAGAUCAGUAUUUCAUUGAUGACUGGCUAGAGAAAGAUCCGCCAACCUUUGUACUUUCAGGCUCUCCUGGUCAGAACCUGCAACUUUAUGAUGCAAGUGUAAAUGAAUCAGGGGGAACAAGUAGUCAACAAGAAGAACCAAGUAGUGAGUAUAUGUGUUUUGACUAUGUGCUAUUAGGAGAGAAGAAGGAAGCUAACGAAAGAUUUGCAUUCAAAACAAAAUCGGAAGUUGAAGUACUGGAUGAUGGUUUCAAGUGGAGAAAAUAUGGGAAGAAGAUGGUGAAGAACAGCCCAAACCCACGGAAUUACUUCAGGUGCUCUGUGGAAGGCUGCCCUGUGAAGAAGAGGGUUGAAAGAGAUCGAGAGGAUCCAAGAUAUGUUAUAACAACCUAUGAGGGCGCUCAUAACCAUCAAAGCUCAUCUUGACUCUGAAACUUUACCGGUGUGGGUUAGCAGAGUAAUUGUGAUGUUGCACGGCAUUACUGGUUAAAUAUAUGCUUAAUUUUGAGUUAAACCCUUCUACUAUAAGCUGACAUGCAUUUGGGAUAUUAUAUAUAUAUAUAUAUAUAUAUAUCCGUUACUUAAGAAGUUACUAUAAUCUAGAUUAGAGAGGAUUUUGCGAACUCCACAUAUUUAUCACAAGGUUUUGUAUAAAAGCAAUCAUUUGAUAUCUGAAAUACCCUUUUCUUGCUGCUAA
Molecule: messenger RNA, 1306 nt
Organism: Tripterygium wilfordii
Lineage: Eukaryota; Viridiplantae; Streptophyta; Magnoliopsida; Celastrales; Celastraceae
Product: probable WRKY transcription factor 50
Exons: 3
Coding region: 505-1035 (176 amino acids)
Biological process (GO): regulation of DNA-templated transcription
Molecular function (GO): sequence-specific DNA binding; DNA-binding transcription factor activity
Source: RefSeq, a predicted model, not a curated record